Aspergillus welwitschiae is the source of this 2482-nucleotide messenger RNA. It is a transcript of the gene ptcG, whose product is annotated as type 2C protein phosphatase PTC1. Gene Ontology annotation, biological process: protein dephosphorylation. The transcript has 2 exons. Gene Ontology annotation, molecular function: cation binding; protein serine/threonine phosphatase activity. NCBI's taxonomy places the organism in Eukaryota, Fungi, Ascomycota, Eurotiomycetes, Eurotiales, Aspergillaceae. The record is from RefSeq and is a predicted model, not a curated record. The coding region runs from base 145 to 1875 and encodes 576 amino acids.
UCCCCACGCGCCGCCGCCGCCGCCCCCCUCCGCACUCUCUCGCACUUUUGAUCCGGUUUUAAGCCCCCUUACCCAUCAACUAUCAUCAAGCUGGCAGGGAAUAAGCGGAGAAGUUUUUCUAGCCAGGGUGGGUUGCUGAACAGAAUGUUCAGUGGCUCCUCGAGCCCACCCAAAGACAAGACAGAUUCCAUCGCUCGUUCAGGUGCCAUUGACACGCCUCCUUUGAGCAUCCACACCGAGGAAGCCAGUGUCAGCCAGAAGAAGUCCUCUCCUCCUGGCGGCUUUUUCACCCGGCGGACCAGCGAGGACCAGAACAACCCUGGUGGCGAGAAGAAGCGCCGGAGUAGCACCGUCACCAAAGCAGCAUCCUUCUUCACCAGCGCUAAGAACUCCCUCAGCCUAUCGAGCAGUCCGCGCGAGAACUCCUUCAACAACUACACCAUCCAAGAACAGCCUUCGUUAAACAGGCUUGGGAGCAUGGACCCAGCUUUGAGUGUUCCCCAAGGGUCGUUAAAUAAUUCGGCUGGAGAAUCCCUCCCCACUUCUCGUUCUUCAUUCAAAGUUGGCGUGACGGAAGACCGGAAUCGAAAAUGUCGCCGGACUAUGGAAGAUACCCAUGCCUACCUCUACAAUUUCUUGGGGACCCCCGCACCUUUAGCCCAGGCUGAGAACAAUGGCAAAGCUCUCCCGAGUCCCACUGCCCCCUCACCUACUUCUGAAGAGCCCCCCGCUACCGUCGUAGAAACCGACAAUGGUUAUUUCGCUAUCUUCGAUGGACAUGCAGGCACUUUUGCGGCGGAAUGGUGCGGGAAAAAGCUGCAUCUCAUCUUGGAAGAUGUCAUGCGGAAGAAUCCCAACACACCUGUCCCAGAACUCCUGGAUCAAACGUUUACCAGCGUGGACCAGCAGCUGGAGAAACUGCCUUUGAAGAACAGUGGUUGUACUGCGGUCAUUGCCCUCCUCAGAUGGGAAGACCGUGUACCCAGUCUGCAUUCUGCAACGGGGUCGGCUGCCCUUGCACCUGCCGCUGCCGCUGCCUCGAAGGGCGACGCCGAUUCGGAUGCAGGCGAUACGCCUACUCAGGCCGCCGUAUCAGGUGGUGCGGCAUCUAUCCUUCCCAAACUACAGGAGAAAUCCCUCCGCCAGCGUGUCCUCUACACUGCUAAUGUGGGAGAUGCCCGCAUUAUCCUCUGCCGUAACGGCAAGGCACUCCGCUUGUCGUAUGAUCACAAGGGAAGCGAUGAGAACGAGGGGAAACGGAUAGCUAAUGCAGGCGGACUAAUAUUGAACAAUCGCGUCAAUGGAGUGCUUGCCGUAACUAGAGCCCUUGGUGACGCUUACCUCAAGGAUCUGGUAACUGGACAUCCGUAUACUACCGAAACAGUGAUCCAACCCGACUCAGAUGAGUUUAUCAUCCUCGCCUGUGAUGGUCUCUGGGAUGUGUGUAGCGACCAAGAAGCGGUAGAUCUUAUCCGCAAUGUGCAUGACGCUCAGGAAGCAUCUAAGAUUCUGGUCGACCAUGCUCUAGCGCGGUUUAGCACCGAUAACCUUUCCUGUAUGGUAAUUCGCUUUGAUUCUGACCGGGUGAAGGAUGUCAUCAACCGGACUGUGGAGCCUAUUGGCGUGGACGGGGAUCCUUCUUCGAAUGUGGAUCGCGGGAUGAGCGAGGCCGACAAGAUCAUCGAGGGCGCCAGGAAGAGCAUGGCCAGUGCGGGAAUUGCAGAUGAUCCGGCGACGGCCGCUAAGGCGCAAGAAGAGAUUCUGCAGAAGAUGUCGAAUGACGAGCCUGGGCCCGAGCUUUCCGUCAACGAGCACAGCCAUGAGCACGUGGUGAACAACUUGAAAAAGUCCGAGCCGAAGAACCCGAGUUCUUAAUCAUUAGAUCAGAAGUUAAAGGAACUUUAGUGUGAUAUUCUGUACCGAGAGAUAGAGAGACCGAGGCCACCUGCUGGUCUAGGUCCGUCAAUGGAGUUUCGCUGCUCUUCUCGUCUCUUUGUUGAACAUCUGUUACAUGUUCCCAUAUUGCUGCUGGCGUCGAUCGCGGACUUGCACACAUCACGUCCUUACUCUAUGACUUUGCUUUUUUCUCUUCUUCUGCCCAAGGGUCUUGAGUUCUUGCAUUGACACUUGACCCUAUUGUUCUCCCUGUCUAUCUUCUCCUUCGAUCUUCAUUCUUCUACAUUCUCAUCCCUCCUUCGUGUGGAGCUUUGAUUUUCAGAUUAUUACUUUUUCGCAAUCUACUGCGGCCUUUCUUUGCUUGGACCGGACGCCGGCAAAGCCAGGACAGGACCGGCUGGAGAGCGUGAAUGACACCUCCGCCGGGGACGCUUCGUUGUAUCCUACCUACUAUGGUGAUGUAAAUUUGACCUGCAGGUCUUUCUUUCGCCGGCUUUACAGCAGGUAUUUAGCAAUACAUGAAUUCAUUCAGUGCAUCAGAGAAAUAAUGCGAGUAGAUAGGAGUUCAUGGUCUGCCGAGUGCCGU